Schistocerca nitens (vagrant locust) is the source of this 387-nucleotide messenger RNA. Its product is annotated as PE-PGRS family protein PE_PGRS47-like. Lineage: Eukaryota; Metazoa; Arthropoda; Insecta; Orthoptera; Acrididae. The record is from RefSeq and is a predicted model, not a curated record. The transcript is spliced from 2 exons. Bases 1 to 387 code for a protein of 128 amino acids.
AUGGGCGACGGCGGCGGCGGCAGCGGCACUGGCGUGGCGGCAGCCUCAGUGUCCAUCGGCUCCGGCACCGCAGAGGAACACGGCGGGGACGGCGACAGCAGCGGUCAGAGGUGGGGCCGUUGCGGCUGCGAGAGGUGCCCGCCCGGCGGAGCUGACCAAACCGGCGGCGUGGCGUAUGCAGGGGCGCCCGUGCCGGAGGCGCGAGCGACGGAGGCGCCGUCGGUGGAGUCGUGGGCUGAGGCGGCGGAACAUUCAACGUCAGGAUUGAAGGCAGGAAAUGGCGGUGCCGGAGGCGUCGUCGGCGGUAGUACAGGUGGAGGCGUCGGAGGCGCCGUAGUAGCAGCAGUUUGUAGUGUGACCAGUCCAUUUACGGCAGCAGGCAGCUGA